Cryptococcus wingfieldii CBS 7118 is the source of this 777-nucleotide messenger RNA. RefSeq lists its product as hypothetical. The transcript has 10 exons. Lineage: Eukaryota; Fungi; Basidiomycota; Tremellomycetes; Tremellales; Cryptococcaceae. The record is from RefSeq and is a predicted model, not a curated record. The coding region runs from base 1 to 777 and encodes 258 amino acids.
AUGGCCUCUCUCGAGGAGCUUGGCAAAGCGUCCAUCGAUGCCAAUCCCGUCCGAGCUCUCAUGCCCCUCUUCUUCGCAAUGGGUGUCGACUCUUUGCUCAUGGGCGGUAUAGCGCAACAGCUAUUCACUUAUUGUAUGUCGUCAAGGGGACAGGAUAAGCCUCAUAUACAGGGAAUUGUCUACUUUUCAUCCUUCUCUGCCGCUGUCGUCACCUUCUACACCUGGGCCUGGAUGAUGGACAUGUUUACCUACAAGUACGGAUCCUACGCGCAAUUUAUCGACCAACGUUGGUGGGCUUGGUAUCCCAUAAUCUGCAGCUGCUGCAAGAUACCCGUCCAGGUGUUCUAUGGAGAGAGAGCAUGGAGGAUCAAUAAUUGCAAUGCGUUCAUCCUGAUCUCUAUCGGUAUCUGCCUGCUGUUAUCGACCGUCGGCUCUUUCGUCUGGUCUGUCAUGACUCAUACGCUGCAGACGCAGGACUACACUUCCUUGUCGUUGAUGUUCUUCCACCUCUGGCCAACAGCGUGCGUAGUCGCUGACUUUAUAACCACCUCCUCCCUCCUCUACGGUCUCCACAAAUCCCGGAACGGCUGGCAAGGUACUGAUCGGUUGAUCUUUCGUCUUAUGCGGAUUGCGAUGGAAGCGCAGGUACCUGCUACUAUCGCCGCUUUGGUCGUACUCACCGCUUGGUCUGACAACACAGCCCGUAUCGCCGUCGUCUUCGUGCAAGUCCUUCCCCCUCUUUCCCUCUUUCCCUUCUUCACCUCUUCACGGGAAUGA